Salmo salar (Atlantic salmon) is the source of this 1456-nucleotide messenger RNA. RefSeq lists its product as uncharacterized. The record is from RefSeq and is a predicted model, not a curated record. NCBI's taxonomy places the organism in Eukaryota, Metazoa, Chordata, Actinopteri, Salmoniformes, Salmonidae. Gene Ontology annotation, molecular function: metal ion binding.
UGAACAUGGCCCAUAAAGAGAAAAACCCUAUGCGUGUUUGGAGUCACACCAUUUCAUUCAUUUGUUGCUAUAUGCCGAAACGCCAAGUGUAGCCUAUAGACUUUCCAUGUAUGUUAAUAAAUAACGUAAAGGUCAAUCUCAACUGUCCCGUUUUCAUCGCAUUGGUCAAAUCUAGUCUACGUCGUGUGCGCUUUUAGUCUGUCCUGAUUACUUCAGCUGCUCCACUUCGUAUUCGGUUUCUGUUCGCGUGCCGUGUAUACUUGGUGUCAAUGUAACCUACUGUAUGUAGAGGAAACAUCGCCAUUGUAACGUUAUUCAUUUUCUCUCGACUGGAACAACGAUACUGCUUUGUUAUGCUUUUUGGAUUUGCCUAAUUUUCAUAGGGUGGUUUUAAGGACUACAGAGAUUGUAACAUAUGAAAUAAGACCGACGCAAAGAGGAUGUGGCCCAGAAACCAGGUCGAUGAAGUAUUGGCGCUAUCAUGAAAGGAAAUGGUAUGGACCUUUUAUGGAGAAUCUUAGCGGCUCUGAGCUUCGAUUGUUUUAAGGAUUCGGCGUCUUCACAGAGGUCUCCAGGCAAGCUGAGCUCCAGCCAGGCAGGUAGUCUGGAAAGCAGCUCCCUGACUGGCUCUCUCUCCCUGGGGCCAGACCUGCCUCACUGCCAGUGCUGCAUCUCCUACGAAGCCCGCCUGAAACGCCUGUCCUGCGGCCACCUUUACUGUGACCCCUGCACAGACCAGAUCGUUAACCUGGCCUUCGAGGACAUCGAGGGCCUCUCUGAUUACCCCUGCCCCAUGUGCAAGUCCCUCCGCCAGCUAGGGGACCUGGGCCCCCCUUCUUAUGGGUACCUGGGGACCCCUUCUUUUGGGCCAUGUGGGACCCUGCAGCAGCAGGUGGCUAAAGAGCAUGGGAGCAGGUGGGGGUAAAACUGAGGCAGUUUAUACUGUACAUCAAGGGGUGUGGUUAAAAAAAUGCAUGUUGUCCCCUCUCAAGAUGAAAUACUGUAGGAACCAUUUUGUCUUUUCAGUUAUGUCUUUAGUGUUUUGAUUUUAAUAUUUUAAUGCACUGCCUUACACUGAGAUUGUGAUCUGGUAACGUGUGAUGGAUAGUGGCUCUGUGUUUCUUCUUUGUGUAAUAUGGAGGUGGAAGUGCAUAACAUUACAGAUAAUGUCCAUUGGUGUGCCAUAACUUACUGUAAGUGGAUAUUGCAGGGUGAUUAAGCCAGAGCUAAGAUAAGUAUUAGAUGUUUGUGUCAGACAGUUCUUUACAUUUAUGUGUACUGAUUAUUAUUAGUAGACAUUUGCACCUUAUUUUAAAAAUAUUUAUAUUUUGAGUGUACUUACUGCUUAUGCAUUUUAAUUUAACUUAAUUGUACAGUGCCAUGCUACUUUUAAAGUGUUCAAUAUCAUAUUGUAAAUAUUUAUUUUGCUAAAAAAUAAAGUUUGUGAAUUGUAUUA